UUUAUCCUCUCAAAUCUUCGGUCUUAGUGUUAUCUGUAUCGUGUCCAUUGUAAAUUCGUAAAAAAGGCAAAGAUUGUGAACAAGAUCGGUUUAAUGAUUUUCGUGUGUGAGUAAUAAUUAUUCAUCGUAACAUCUUUAAUUUAUAAUCUUUUAGUAGUUGGAAAAUAGAAGUUGAAAUAUGGACAAAAGGAAAUUAUCAACUGCGGGCGAUAGCCUGUAUCAAAUACUGCAGGUACCCAAAACUGCAACCGCCGAUGAUGUCAAAAAAAGUUAUCGUAAAUUAGCAUUGAAAUAUCACCCGGAUAAAAACUCAAAUAAUCCAGAGGCAGCGGAAAAGUUUAAAGAGGUGAAUCGUGCUCACAAAAUAUUAAGUGACGCUACAAAGAGAAAUAUCUAUGACAACUAUGGCUCCCUCGGAUUAUACAUAGCUGAGCAAUUUGGAGAAGAAAAUGUCAACUUCUACUUCACUGUAACUAGUCCUGCGUGCAAAGCCCUUCUCGUUAUUUGUUGUAUUUUGACGGGAUGUUACUGCUGCUGCUGUCUUUGCUGUUGUUGUAACUGCUGCUGUAACAAAUGUAAACCGCGACCACCAGAAGAGUCUGGUGAUUACCAUACUCUUGAACGCGACGAUUCAGACGGGAUACAUCCGGUGACAAUGCAGCCAGGUGGUGAAGGUCGUCCGUCCGGUGAACAGGCGCCACCCAUCGCUAUGCCGGCGCCGGCUCCGGGCGUAUCCGAGAACACGGGUCUCAACACAGGGAGCAGUAUUCCAAAAUACACAUGAAGUAUUUACAGCUAAUCUAACGUUAAUUGUAAGAGAAAUGAGGAACUGACUACUUAUAACCACCAACAUGCCAGCUUCUUACAGUUGUAAGCGUAAAAUAAUUUUAUGUUUACGUUUUUUUUUUUAUAAUUGUUUAUUUAAGUAUUGGUUUAAUGUUAUUUGUUAUUUAUUACCUACUCGUUUAAAAUCUGUGCCAUCGUUCGCGGCUAUUUUAUUGCAAAGAUAGUUAACUACGCGAUGAGCCUUUUUGAAUUUUAUGUUUUUGUACACCUUUUUUUUUUGUUUUUUUGGUAAUUAAAAUAUUAAUAAAAUAAAAAAAUGGCCAGGUUUGAAUAUAACAAAACUCAUAAUUUUAAUUAAUUUAAUAUAAUAUUUAUCGUUUGUAACCUGUUUUAUCCUGCGUUAUUUAAAAAUAAAGAAAUACAAAUUUGAAGUUAAAAGAAUAAGGUUUUGGAAUACUGCCACUUUUUAGCCUCGGCCUAGUUUCUUUGCCUUGUUAUUUAUUGAUUCCAUUUUAAGGUCAAGUAUUUACAAAUGAGAUAUUACUAAAAUAAUACUGCUAAUAUAAUAUUAUUAUAAUUCAUUAAAUACAUGAUAAAAAAUUUGUAUAUUGGCACAUUUAAAAAAUGCUUUAAAUUAUGGAUAUUACGUUAACAGAAAUACUUUAAAUAAUCUAUUUUACACGUAGGGCGUUAGUUCUAAGUUUAUUUUAUAAUAUUUUUUGGUUAGAUAUGAAAUUAAAAGUUACAUUUCGAUAGUUUUAGCUUAAAAUAAUUGCAGAAUGCAUUGCAAUUUAUAAUGAUUAUGCCUGUAUGAAUAUUAUUAUUAUAACGAUAAAUAAAAAAAACGUAUCAACGUACAGUGAUUAUAGUCUAUAAUUUAGAGCACAUCAUAAUAUGUUAUAAGUUAAUUAUAAAAGCGGUGUCUUAGAAUAAAGACUAAUGUCUUGUUAUUGUAGUUGAUAUUUAAAUUGUAUGUAAAUCUGACAUAAAUCACAAAAUUAGAUGCACACAAAACAUGCUAGAUAUAUAAUAAUUCUAUUUAUAUAAUAUAUAAUGGACUUUGUACACCAAUGUCUCACCCGAGAUGUUAAUACCGUACACGUGGUAAGUAAGAAUUAAUAUUUCGUCAAAAGAAUAAAUUACGAAAUGUUGUUCGUUUAAAAACAAGCCUUGGUACCGGUUUAUGAUAAUUUAAAUAAUGUUCAAUUCCAUUAAUAGUGUCGUCUUAUAUCGAUGUAGAAUAAAUAUGUAUGGAAAUCAGCUGUUUUUAAACGAUUUCUAAGUAACUUUCGCUUAUGAUAGGUGUAUUAUAACGUAUUGUAACGUCUCUAUAUGAAAUAAUAAAUAUAAAUACAGUUGAACUCUGA
Molecule: messenger RNA, 2153 nt
Organism: Vanessa tameamea
Lineage: Eukaryota; Metazoa; Arthropoda; Insecta; Lepidoptera; Nymphalidae
Gene: Csp
Product: dnaJ homolog subfamily C member 5 homolog
Exons: 2
Coding region: 179-784 (201 amino acids)
Biological process (GO): regulation of neuromuscular synaptic transmission
Cellular component (GO): type Is terminal bouton
Source: RefSeq, a predicted model, not a curated record